UCUUUGUUCUAUUUUAAAGCAUAACGUAAGAUUUUACUACAGCGAUAGGUAAAAUCCCAUUAGAAAUGUUUGAAGUUGUCUAUAAAUUUGAUCAGUCUGAAACUGAUGAACACUUUGGUUUGAUCUUCUUUAUGACCUAAAAGGUGAAAACAAAAAGAAGAACUAGAUCAUGAAUGAGAACACCAGAAUGAACAGAAACCAGACUUACUCGCCUGACGUUGAGUUUAUAACAGAGAAUAAUGUCGAGUUGAAGAAACGAUUGGACAGUUGUAAAAAAAAGAAAUAUCACAAGGAGUUUAUCACCAUGGAGACGUUUCUAAGCAACCCGUGGACCAACAUUGAUGACAAGUAUAAAGCUAUAGUUCAGCUUCCCAAGUUUUUGAAGCACAUGUCGGCUCUGACUGGCAUGAUCGUUGUUAAAAAACAGGAAGGCACGAUUACAGGAAGUGGGUUCAUUCACAAAAUUCGCAAAGUAUCCGGGAGUGGCUGCCCAUGCCACACAUGUUUACUUAAUAAGGAACCUAAGAAACAAGUCUACGCUAUUCUAACGGUGACGACGGUUCUGCAUACUUUUGAUAAAAAAUGGGACGUGGCGUUGGAAAGCGGCGUCUUCUCUGAGAACUGGGAGCCCAAAAACACUACAGUGAGACUCUUUUAUGAUACAGAUGAUGAGGCACAAGAAACAUUUAUAUAUGGCUACAAUCUCUUGGAGACAGACAAGGAGAUAAACAUCCACAGUGACUGGUGCUCAGUUGAAUGUGUCACUCAUGAUAUGAAAUUAGUUGAAGAACUUGAGGCCAAGUUGGACAAAUAUAUGGAGUUACAAGGAGAGAUCUAUAGAAAAUCUAAAGAACUAAGACUGAACGAUUUGGUCAUCAUUAUAGGUCACCCUCAUGGAGGUCCCAAGAUGAUAAGUGUUGGGAAACACAAACAAUUUAGAGUAGAGAUUCUCAAAGAAGUCAGGAACUACCAACAGUGGUGCCGCUAUAAAUAUGACAAUAUAACAUGCUGUGGUAACAGCGGUUCUCCCAUUUUUAUACUGGGUCAGCCCCUGUGUGGCUUUGGCUACUGGUUCGGACAUCCGCACAACCACUCAAAGGGACUCCACGAGAAGGCGAAAGGAGGGUGCAGCUCAGUGGGGGUUGAGCAUAUCGUCAUUUAGUGUAAACAAGAGGAAUCGAGAAGUGUUAUGUUAUCACGGUUAACGAGGGUUUCAUGUAGCCAGCACAACGACCAACCACAUUGACUUUUCCCCAACUAAUAUACACAUUAGCGCUGGGUGGACUCAGAGGCGCUAUUGAGAUCCCGAAAUUGAAAAUCCCAGUCUUCGCCGAGAUUCGAACCCAGGACCCCCAGUUCAGAAGCUUGGCGCUCUACUACACAGCCACCACACCUCUCAAAAAUUCACUAAUGUGAUAAUUUAAUUUUUUUAAAUGAUAAUAUUGGAAAUGUUUAUCUAUGGCUGUAAAAUAUCAAUAGUAAAACAUGUUUGUUGUAUCUAAUGUAUAACAUGUACGAAGUGUUAAUAAGGUAUGUACACAUGUAUUACAAAUAAAUGAUUACUGAAUUUAAGAUAAGAAAAUGUAAUUUUAUUGGUCCAAACAAAUGGAAAUCCAUUUGACUUUAACUGUCGGCUUCAUCAUUACUAAUACAAUAACAAUGAUACAGAUGCAAAUACAAUCAAUAUAAAACACAUACAUAAAUUCAGCACUAUUAGAAAUCAGGGGCGUAGUUAGUAAUUUUCCAUCGUUUGGUGGCCCCGGGGGCUUGUCGUCUUUGGAGGUCUCUGCAUUUUGCGUAAUAUUUAAUUUUUUAAAUGUAA
This is a messenger RNA of Biomphalaria glabrata, 1822 nucleotides long. RefSeq lists its product as uncharacterized. Lineage: Eukaryota; Metazoa; Mollusca; Gastropoda; Planorbidae. The coding region runs from base 170 to 1162 and encodes 330 amino acids. Gene Ontology annotation, biological process: proteolysis. The transcript is spliced from 3 exons. Gene Ontology annotation, molecular function: serine-type peptidase activity. The record is from RefSeq and is a predicted model, not a curated record.